Messenger RNA from Eptesicus fuscus (big brown bat), 1294 nucleotides. It is a transcript of the gene APTX, whose product is annotated as aprataxin. Gene Ontology annotation, molecular function: DNA 5'-adenosine monophosphate hydrolase activity; single-stranded DNA binding; single-strand break-containing DNA binding. Bases 136 to 1179 code for a protein of 347 amino acids. Gene Ontology annotation, cellular component: nucleus. The record is from RefSeq and is a predicted model, not a curated record. The transcript has 8 exons. Lineage: Eukaryota; Metazoa; Chordata; Mammalia; Chiroptera; Vespertilionidae. Gene Ontology annotation, biological process: single strand break repair; double-strand break repair.
UCCCUGAAAGGAGCCCGAGGGCCUCUCACAGCGUCCUCACAGGCCUUAUGGGAAGGCCAGAAGAGGCAAGCCUGUCGUCACGCAGACCAGGGAUAGCCGUUCAACAAAGCUGGGGCGUAAUUUCCCUUUGGAACAAUGUGGCCCAGAGUAAUGAUGCGGGUGUGCUGGUUGGUGAGACAGGACAACCGGCACCAGCGAAUCAAACUUCCACAUUUGGAAGCAGUCGUGGUUGGGCGUGGCCCAGAGACCAAGAUCACUGAUAAGAAAUGUUCUCGACAGCAAGUGCAGUUGAAAGCAGAGUGUAACAAAGGAUAUGUCAAGGUAAAGCAGGUAGGGGUCAAUCCCAGCAGCAUUGACUCAGUCAUAAUUGGGAAGGACCAAGAGGUGAAGCUGCAGCCUGGCCAGGUUCUCCACAUUGUGAAUGAACUUUAUCCAUAUAUUGUAGAAUUCGAGGAAGAGGCAAAGAGCCCUGGCCUGGAAACACACAGGAAGAGAAAGAGGUCAGGCAACAGCGAUUCCUUAGAAAGGGAUGCUGCCCAGGAAGCUGAGCCCAGUACAGGACUGGUACCUGGGAGUGACCCUAGCCAAUGCUUUGUGCCCCCAAACAAGGGGACAGAUGAAUCUACCAAAAAGGAAUCAUUGGGCCACUGGAGUCAAGGCUUGAAGAUUUCUAUGCAAGAUCCCAAAAUGCAGGUUUACAAAGAUGAGCAGGUGGUGGUGAUUAAGGAUAAAUACCCCAAGGCUCGUCACCACUGGCUGGUCUUACCAUGGGCCUCACUUUCCAGUCUGAAGGCUGUGACCAGAGAACAUCUUGAGCUCCUCAAACAUAUGCAUACUGUGGGGGAAAAGGUGAUUGCAGAUGCUGCUGGGUCCAGCAAACUCCGCUUCCGAUUGGGCUACCACGCCAUUCCCAGCAUGAGCCAUGUACACCUUCAUGUGAUCAGCCAGGAUUUUGAUUCUCCGUGCCUUAAAAACAAAAAACAUUGGAAUUCUUUUAAUACAGAAUACUUCCUAGAAUCUCAAGCUGUGAUCAAGAUGAUACAAGAGGCUGGCAGAGUGACUGUCCGAGAUGGUAUGCCUGAGCUCUUGAAGCUGCCCCUGCGUUGUCAUGAAUGCCAGCAGCUGCUGCCUUCCAUUCCUCAGCUGAAAGAGCAUCUCAGGAAGCACUGGCCAGAGUGAUUCUGUGGAACCUGAACUUCUGCAGCAAGUAUGGUGAUUGUUUAGAGCAAACUCCUGGCACCUGUUCUGGAUUGCUUGUGAACUUUUAUUUCUUAAAUUAAAAAUACAGGCUUUU